This is a messenger RNA of Spirometra erinaceieuropaei, 3972 nucleotides long. Lineage: Eukaryota; Metazoa; Platyhelminthes; Cestoda; Diphyllobothriidea; Diphyllobothriidae. The record is from the annotation of a GenBank genome assembly.
AUGGAGAGGAUCGAGUCGAUGGCGUCUCGUGUAUUUUGGUGUUCCAGGCACUGCUUCGCCAGUCUCUGUGAUGUGGAUUCGUAAGUGACUGAUCAGGCCGAUGCGGGACGGAAAGGUGCGGUGACAGUGUGGCCAGGGUGUGUUGAGGUAUGUAGAGUCGAUUGUUGCUAUGGAGCUGCUAGUGGUGAAUUCUCUGGUCGGUCGGGAGUUAUUUGUUCCGGAUACACGAUAUUUCGACAGUCAGUUUCGACCAUGUCCACCGUGUGCGCCACAACAGGGUGGGAGUAUGAAGAUGACUUGUGCACAAAUUUCGUUUCCAGUGAUAGUAGACUUGCCCAGAAACCACCACACUCCCUCUUCCUCCCCCACCUGGGCCCAGUGUCAAGACAGAGUCGAGAAAAUCGGAGAUGGGAGGUAGCAGAUGGAUGGCACGGUCGAGUUCGCACCUUGGCGCUCAACUCCGCACCACCUAGUCCACACUCAAAAUAUCCAGGUUUUUGAUAAACCGACACAAUGGGGGGUGGGGGUGGCGUGGUUCCAGAGUGCUAUACGUACGCCGGCGGGGUGUACGGGUGUCAGCGGUGGGUACACGUGAUGGUCGUAGUGGUCGCUCACUUGCUUACAGGUGAGACUACGCCUAGCGUCCAUUUGCUGGCACCUAACUCUCACCUGUGGCUCCACGUAGCUGGGCUCUGCUCAGCGGCCACACCCUGGGCAAUCGUCUCGACCGGCGGGCUAAACCAGGUGAGGGUAUCCGUGCGUGCACCUGCACACGCGGUACUGUGGUCUUCGCUGGCCGGAUGAAUCUUCGCGUCGACAUCGUCGAGACGAGGCUCUGCCUGGACCAUCACAGGAGGCCACCAGGUAAGUUCUUCCUCAGGUAAGUGCAUUUGCUCUGUUCCUUCCCUUUGUCUGUUCAAGUUCCGUGUCGUACGCUGCUCUUGUUGCCCUAGUCUGUCUGUUAUUGUCUAGAUGAAAUUCUUGAUGCCUGCUGCGUCUAUCUGUCUGUCAGUCUAUGCCUCUCUCUGCUAAUAGCUAGGUGUUACGGUGCUUGACACUUGAAUGGUGCACUCUCACUUCUGUCUCUGACUGAUGACUGUGUCUGUCUGUCCACUCUAGCUAGCUGUAAGUCCCAUAGCGUUAGGUUGUGUGUAUGCUCUCUCCUACUUCACUCCAUCACAUCACCAUCACCACCAAGGUCCCAGGCUAAUUCGGGUAGUUCUCUCACUAACAAAAAGUCGUGGCCCAUAGUGGAGUCCGGCAGCCGUCUGGGAUAACCGGGCAGCCCUGUUCAGGGAUGCGUUGCCUGCCCCCGCGAGGGGGAGGGGGCUAGAAAAGGUGCCCUAAAGAUAGCUGGGAACCACGCUGUCUGUAGGCUGGCCGUGGCCGCAGACAAAAAACACACGGAAGAAACAGCCAAAAUCGAAACAACAACAACAACAAUCACUCUCUUCCUCUUCCAGCCUAUUCUUCUUCUUCUUCUUCUCCUACUCCUACUUUUCGCCGCCGCAGUCGCCAGACUGGCAGGGUGAGCCCGCUCACUCUGGCAGCCUGGAAUGUUCGUUCCCUUUUAGACAAUCCGAGGAGCAACCGACCGGAACGGAGGACGGCGCUAGUGGCACGAGAACUGGCGCGCUACAAGGUGGUCAUCGCCGCACGCAGCGAGACCCGAUUCUCCGAACAAGGCCAACUGGAGGAGGUGGGUGCCGGCUACACCUUCUUCUGGAGCGGUCGACCCAGGGCAGAGCGACGGGACGCGGGUGUCGCCUUCGCCAUUCGGAACGACAUCGUGGGACGACUGCCCUGUUUGCCGCAGGGCAUCAACGAUCGCCUGAUGAGCCUCCGCCUGCCUCUCUGGGGAGGCAAAUUCGCCACCAUCAUCAGCGCCUACGCUCCGCCUAUGAGCAGCCCCGACGCCGCCUCAAGAGACAAAUUAUACGAGGACCUGCACGCCCUCUUGGCGACUGUUUCGAAGGCGGACAAGUUGUUUGUCCUUGGCGAUUUCGACGCCCGCGUCGGCACGGACCAUACUGCCUGGAGGGGAGUGCUGGGUCCUCACGGUCUCCGCGGCUCCAACGACAAUGGUCUGCUGCUCCUCCGCACCUGCGCAGAACACCGCCUCAUCCUGACGAACACCUUCUUCUGUCUGCCGGAGCGAGAGAAGGCCACCUGGAGGCAUCCUCGGUCGCGCCAGUGGCACCUGCUGGACUAUGUCCUCGUCCGGAGGCGAGAUCAGCGGGACGUGCUGGUGACGAAGGCGAUCGCGGGUGCUGACGGGUGGACCGACCAUCGCCUCGUCAUCUCGAAGAUGCGUAUUCGCCUACAGCCUCGCAGCAGACCACAAGGUAAGCGACCCCCAGGUAAGCUGAAUGUUGCUUUGUUGUCUUUGUCCGCUCAUCAUCUUCAUUUCAGCAAUGAGCUAGCUCAACGGCUAGACAACCUCCCCAUCACCGAUGCCGCCGCUGCCGAGAACGCCUCCGUGGAGAACCGCUGGUGUCAACUGCGAGACACGGUCCAGUCGACGGCGCUCGCCGUCCUCGGUCGCGCUCCCCGCCAACACCAGGACUGGUUCCACGACAACGGCGCCGUCAUCAGAAAUCUGCUAGCUGAGAAGAACCGCCUACACAAAGCCUACGUAGAUCACCCCACUGAGGACAACAAAGCUGCCUUCUACCGCAGUCGCCGCCAACUGCAGCAACGACUGCGCGAGAUGCAGGACGCCUUGACUGCUCGCAAAGCUGAGGAGAUCCAAGGCUACGCGGACCGCAACGAAUGGAAGAACUUCUCCGCGAUCAAAGCUGUCCACGGUCCGCCGACGAAGGGCACUUCUCCUCUCCUCAGCGCCGACGGCAGCACUCUCCUGACUGAGAAGACGCAAAUCCUACAACGAUGGGCCGAGCACUUCCGAGGCGUCCUCAACCGCCCUUCCGUCAUCUCCGACGCAGCCAUCGCCCGCUUGCCGCAAGUGGAGACCAACGUGGACCUCGACCUCCCGCCAUCUCUCCAGGAAACGAUCAGUGCCGUGCAGCAGCUCUCUAGCGGGAAAGCACCCGGAUCGGACGCCAUCCCUGCUGAGGUCUACAAGCACGGAGGUCCCCUACUGACGGAUCACCUGACUGCGCUCUUCCAAGAGAUGUGGCGUCAAGGUGAAGUCCCGCAAGAUUUCAAAGACGCAACUAUCGUGCACCUAUACAAGCGAAAAGGGAUCGCCAAGUCUGCGACAAUCACCGCGGCAUCUCCCUGCUGAACAUCGCCGGGAAGAUCUUCGCUCGCAUCCUGCUCAACCGCCUCAACAUCCAUCUGGAACAGGGCCUUCUGCCGGAAAGCCAAUGCGGCUUCCGUCGUCAUCGUGGGGCCACGGAUAUGAUCUUCUCAGCUCGCCAACUUCAGGAGAAGUGCCAGGAGAUGCGGACCCACCUGUACUCUACCUUCGUGGACCUGACGAAAGCCUUCGAAACGGUGAAUCGUGAAGGACUGUGGAAGAUCAUGCAGAAAUUCGACUGUCCGGAGCGAUUCACUCAGAUGGUGCGUCAGCUGCACGACGGUAUGAUGGAGCGAGUCACGGACAACGGAGCUGUCUCAGAGGCAUACGCAGUGACCAACGGAGUGAAGCAGGGCUGUGUGCUGGCGCCUACCCUCUUCAGUCUUAUGUUCUCUGCCAUGCUGAUGGACGCCUACCGCGACGAACGCCCCGGGAUCCGCAUCGCCUACAGAACGGACGGUCACCUGCUGAAUCAACGGCGGAUGCACUUCAAAUCGCGCGUAUCCACAACCACCGUGCACGAACUCCUCUUCGCCGACGACUACGCCCUGAACACUACCUCGGAAGAGGAGAUGCAACGGAGCAUGGACCUGUUCUACGCCGCCUGCAAGAACUUCGGUCUGGUCAUUAACACACAGAAGACGGUGGUGAUGCACCAACCGCCACCCAACUCGGCCACAGCCCCCAACGCACACCGCAAAUCAGCGUGA